Parastagonospora nodorum SN15 is the source of this 825-nucleotide messenger RNA. RefSeq lists its product as hypothetical. Lineage: Eukaryota; Fungi; Ascomycota; Dothideomycetes; Pleosporales; Phaeosphaeriaceae. The transcript has a single exon. Bases 1 to 825 code for a protein of 274 amino acids. The record is from RefSeq and is a predicted model, not a curated record.
AUGGGUCAGUCAACAUCAGACUCGGAGCUGGACGCAGUCCAAUAUGCUUCGUCUCCAAAAGGCAUCACGGCGAUAACGCUCGGUCGCAGCUCUCGACGUAACGCAGUCGAUCCCAGCACAGCUCGAAAGCUAUACGAGGCUUUCCUCAAGUAUGAAGCAGACGAGACCCAAAAGGUCUGCGUCUUCCAUGGUGCGAAUGGCACUUUCUGCGCCGGUGCCGAUCUGCAAGCCGUUGCCAAUACGUCGACAGCUGACACCAAACACUUUGGCCCAGUCGAAGGACGCAACAUCGCACCCAUGGGCCCGUCGCGCAUGCAAAUUCGCAAGCCGGUUAUAUGCGCCGUGUCCGGUUACGCAGUCGCCGGUGGUCUUGAGCUGAGCCUGAUAGCCGACAUACGUGUAGUCGAAGAAGAUGCAGUGUUUGGCGUUUUCUGUCGACGAUUUGGGGUUCCGCUCAUUGAUGGCGGAACUGUACGGUUACAAGCCAUCAUCGGACUCGGUCGCGCGAUGGACAUGGUACUCACUGGACGUCCUGUCGGCGCUCAGGAAGCGCUGACUAUGGGGCUCGCAAAUCGUGUUGUACCGACAGGCAAAGCAUUUGAAGAAGCGACGAAGCUUGCAGAGCAGCUGCUCGAGUUCCCACAGUCGUGCAUGAACAAGGACAGACGAAGCGCAUAUUAUGCCGCUUUCGAAGCGAAGAGUUUUGAAGAUGCGAUGAACUUUGAAUACACAAAUGCAGAAGAUGUGCUAGAAAAAGAGAGUCUUCAGGGCGCGAAACGGUUCGCAAGUGGGCAGGGACGUUCGGGGAGCUUUGCGAAGCUGUGA